Molecule: messenger RNA, 4321 nt
Organism: Oreochromis niloticus (Nile tilapia)
Lineage: Eukaryota; Metazoa; Chordata; Actinopteri; Cichliformes; Cichlidae
Product: NACHT, LRR and PYD domains-containing protein 3
Exons: 7
Coding region: 110-2755 (881 amino acids)
Molecular function (GO): protein binding
Source: RefSeq, a predicted model, not a curated record
GUAGCUUUGAAAAGCUUUAGGACUUCCAGAUCAGACUUCACUUCACAGCUGACAGAGCAGGAACAGAAAAACAAGUUCUGACACCUGUUGAAUCUUCACACGAUAAACGAUGACGACACAUAAAGAAGUCCUUCUGCAGACCUUGGAGGACUUGGGAGGUGAUGACUUCAAAAAAUUCAAGUGGAUACUGAGUCAGAAGGGGGCCCUGGAGGGUUUCCCAUCAAUCCCAACAAGUCGGCUGGAGAACGCAGACAGGCUGGACACAGUCGAUCAAAUGUUCCAGACCUACUCAACCAACACCAUUAAAGUUACUAAAAUGGCUUUGGUGAAGAUUGACAAAAAUGAUCUGCUGAAAAAUUUGAAAGACACAACCUCAGAACCCACAGAGAUUCAGAGAUUGUGUCAGCACAAGUUCAAGUCAAAUCUGAAGAAGAGGUUACAGUGUGUGUUUGAGGGGAUCACUAAAGCAGGAAACAAAACAAUUCUGAAUCAGAUCUACACAGAGCUAUACAUCAUAGAGGGAGGGACUGCAGAGGUCAGUAAUAAACAUGAAGUCACUCAGAUUGAAACAGCAUCCAGGAAACUAGACAGACCAGAAGCAACAAUUAGACAGGAAGCCAUCUUUAGAGCCUCACCUGGAAGAGAUGAACCAAUCAGAACAGUGCUGACAAUGGGAGUGGCUGGCAUUGGGAAAACAGUCUUAGCACACAAGUUCACUCUGGACUGGGCUGAAGGAAAAACAAACCAGGACAUCCAGUUCAUGUUUCCAUUCACUUUCAGAGAGCUGAAUCUGCUGAAAGAGGAAAAGUUCAGCUUGGUGGGACUUGUUCAUCACUUCUUUACUGAAACCAAAGAAGCAGGAAUCUGCAGCUUUGAAGGCUUCCAGGUUGUGUUCAUCUUUGAUGGUCUGGAUGAGUGUCGACUUCCUCUGGACUUCCACAAAACUAAAAUCCUGACUGAUGUUACAGAGUCCACCUCAGUAAAUGUGCUACUGACCAACCUCAUCAGGGGGAAAUUGCUUCCCUCUGCUCACCUAUGGAUAACCACAAGACCUGCAGCAGCCAAUCAGAUCCCUUCUGACUGUGUUUGUAUGGUGACAGAGAUCAGAGGGUUCACUGACCCACAGAAGGAGGAGUACUUCAGGAAGAGAUUCAGAGAUAGGGAGCAGGCUGGCAGGAUCAUCGCCCACAUUGAGACAUCACAAAGCCUCCACACAAUGUGCCACAUCCCAGUCUUCUGCUGGAUCACUGCUACAGUUCUGGAGAAUUUCCUGAAAACCAGUGAGGGUCGAGAUUUACCCAAGACUCUAACUGAUAUGUACAGCCACUUCCUGGUGCUACAAGCUAAAGGGAAGAAGGGCAAGUCUAAUGGCGGAGCUGACAGAGAUUCAUGGUGGAGUCCCGAAAUCAGGAAGAUGAUUGAGUAUCUGGGAAAACUGGCCUUUGAUCAGCUUCAGAAAGGAAACCUGAUCUUCUAUGAAUCAGACCUGACAGAGUGUGGCAUCGAUAUCAGCGAUGCCUCAGUGUACUCAGGAAUGUUCUCACACAUAUUUAAAGAGGAGAGAGGACUGUACCAAGACAGGGUGUUCUUCUUCACCCAUCUGAGUGUUCAGGAGUUUCUGGCUGCUCUUUAUGUCCAUCUGACCUUCAUCAACUCUGGAGUCAACCUGCUUAAAGAAAAAACAUAUCAGUUGUCUAAAGUUUUCAGAAACAAACAUACAGUUAAACAGUUUUACAAGAGUGCUGUGAAGAAGGCCUUACAGAGUCCAAAUGGACACCUGGACUUGUUCCUCCGUUUCCUCCUGGGUCUUUCAAUGCUGAACAAUGAGAGUCCCUCACAAGGCCUGCUAACACAGACAGGAAGUAUCUUACAGAAUAAUCAGGAAACAGUCCAGUACAUCAAGAAGAAGAUCAAUGAGAAUCUGUCUGCAGAGAAAUGCAUCAAUCUGUUCCACUGUCUGAAUGAACUCAAUGAUCGUUCUCUAGUGGAGGAGAUCCAACAGUCCCUGAGAUCAGGAAUUCUCUCCACAGAUAAACUGUCUCCUGCUCAAUGGUCAGCUCUGGUCUUCAUCUUACUGUCAUCAGAAAAAGAUCUGAACGAGUUUGACCUGAAAAAAUACUCUGACUCAAAUUCAGAGGAAGCUCUUCUGAGACUGCUUCCAGUCGCCAAAGCCUCCAAGAAAGUGCUGCUGAGGGGUUGUAACCUCUCAGAGAGAAGCUGUGAAGCUCUAGCCACAAUCCUCAGCUCCCCAUCCAAUAAUCUAAAAGAGCUUGACCUGAGUGAAACCAGUUUGCCAGAUUCAGGGAUGAAGCUACUUUCCUCUGGACUGAUGAGUACACACUGUACUUUAGACAGUCUCAGUUUAAGGAGUUGUAAUUUGUCAGAAAUCAGCUGUAAUUCUCUGGGCUCAGCUCUGAAGUCCAACUCCUCAUAUCUGAAAGAGCUGGAGCUGAGUUCCAAUGACCUACGGGAUUCAAGAGUGGAGCAACUCUGUGGUUUUCUGGAGAGUCAAAAAUGCAGACUGGAGACUCUGAGUUUAUGGAACUGCUGCUUGUCAGAGAUCAGCUGUGCUCUUCUGGGCUCAGCUCUGAAGACUAAUCCUGCAUAUCUGAGGGAACUGGACCUGAGUAAAAACAAUCUACAGGAUCCAGGAGUGAAUCAACUGUGUGGUUUUCUGGAGAGUCCACAUUGUAGAUUGGAGACUCUGAGAAUGGAUCAAACAUCGGCCACCUCCUCUAUAUGGAUGGAUCUGUAGCAAUGACAUUGGAAUGUCAUUUGGACUGGAAAAGGGUAGUCGGAUAGUAUCCAACAGAAGAAAGGUAGUCAAAAUGGAAGGAACUGCACUACCAGAAGGCAACACAGCAGACACUGAGGACAUCUACUUGUACCUUGGAAUCCCAAAGGCAAAUAGGAACCAUGAAGGGGCUGCAAGGAAAACAACGACCACCAAUACAAUAAGGCAAAUGCUGAGGGGUCAGGAAGAUUAACGUUCAACACCUACAUCCUGCUAGUCAUCAGAGACCCUGCAAAGAUAAUAAGCUGGCCAAAGGAGAAGAUAGAAGCUACUGGCAUCAAGACAAGCGCCUUACCAUGCAUUGAGACCUAAGGAGCUUGGAAGAAAGUGACUUGGCUUUCUUCUAAAGACUUUGCAAAGAUGUUUCACCUCACAUCCAAUAUGCUUCUCUUGUAAAACCAAAUGGUAGAGUCCCAUGUAUCUAUUUAAACCCCAGUGGGAGCUGGCCCUUAAGAGGUUCAUGACCCUCUCAUGCGCCUCAUCACAUAAGCCAAGGUAUAAAAAACAGCAUGGGUCAUUAGCACUAGAGGUUUUGGGUGAAACCACUGUGAGACCUUAUCUCCCUAUCAUGUGGGGAGUGAGUGGGGACUGAGGCACCUGGGAAGGGAUCUCAAAACUGCAUUGUAGGUGGCAGACAGUUUUAAGCCACUCUCUCUGUUCAAUGAGUUUCAGUCACAGUGCAUGUAAAUCCUGUUUCACUGCUCUUACAAACUCUCUGUCCAAAAUGUGAACAUUAGCAUCUUCAAAAGAGUGACUUUUAUCCUUUAGGUUCAAAUGUUAAGCUUAGUCUUUUCCUGUCGAUGUUGCCCUUCUGUUGUGGUAUGUGUUUAUGGAGGGGCUGUUUGGUUUCUCCAGUGAAGAGGUCUGAGCACUCCUCACUGCACUGCACAGCAUACACUACGUUGUUUAGUUUGUGUUUGGGAGUUUUGUCCUUUGGAUAAACCAAUUUUUGUCUGAGUGUGUGGCUGGGUCUGAGGUCCACUGGUAUAUAGUGAUUGGAGAAAAUUUCUCUGACAAACCUGCUACAUAAGAGGUGACAGUGCUGUUCCAUUUGUUACUGUUUCGCUUUAGUUGGUGUCUGACCAGGACAAGGGUCAGUUGUGCAUCAGCACCAAAAGGGUAACGGUCACUUUUUAUUGGAUGCCAAUUGUUACGGUCGUGGGUUGCUAGGAGGUUUUCCCUGUUGGAGAUUGGCUGUGUUUUUUUUCCUUCUUUCUCUCCCUCCCCUCUCCCUCUUCCUGCCCUGUCUUUCAGGUUCCAGGUGCCACGGCUGAGUAGCGUUAUGGCUCGUUAGCCACAGGAUAAAAAAGGCUGCAUUCUGUAGGCUUCAGUCGUUUGAAGUUUCACUUUACUAGACUUGUGUAAACUGAAUCUGAAUUUUCAGCUCGAAGCAAACUAUAAAACACUGAAGAAUUUCAAGCACAUAAUCUAAUAAACUUUAAUCUUUUAUUUAUUAUUCAGACUGGAGAAUUGCAGGUUAUCGGAGAUCAGCUGUCUGGGCUUAGCACUGAAGUCCAAUCCCUCCAA